AGUUUCAAUAUUAAUCAUUUGUUAGUUCUUUGGGAAAAUACAUUAAUUUUAAAAAUCUCAUUUUGUUAAGUGUAUACGCAUCUAAAACACAUUCAAAAUGACUACAAAGUUCGUCGUGUUAGCUGCUUUGAUUGGACAAAUGGUCUUUGCUUUUCCGCCCGAGUACAAAAGUUAUGAAAAUGAUUAUCACGACCACUAUGCCCACGCGCCUACACCUUAUCAUUUCAAGUACGGUGUAAAAGACCUUCAUACACACGACAUCAAAAGCCAAAGUGAAGUGAGUGACGGUCAUGGUAAUGUCAAAGGAUCAUACAGUUUAGUAGAACCUGAUGGUUCUACACGUGUUGUUGAAUACACAGCCGAUCACGAACACGGUUUCAACGCUGUAGUCAAGAAAAUCGACGCACCCCACCACUAUAAUGAACACUCUGACAUUGAUUACCAUCAUCACGAAUCAGUUCAUCCGUACAAAUCAUCAUCUUAUUACAAAUUCUACUGAAUUCAAUAUUAUUAAUAUUACCUACAUACAUAUUUUUAUCACACCGUCAUUGAUACCUACCCAUUAUUCAUAGUAUUGUAUAUCAUGCAGUUUUUUUUUUACUGAAUAAAAUAUUAUAAAGACAUA
This is a messenger RNA of Melanaphis sacchari, 625 nucleotides long. RefSeq names its product cuticle protein 8-like. The coding region runs from base 98 to 499 and encodes 133 amino acids. NCBI's taxonomy places the organism in Eukaryota, Metazoa, Arthropoda, Insecta, Hemiptera, Aphididae. The transcript has 2 exons. Gene Ontology annotation, cellular component: extracellular matrix. The record is from RefSeq and is a predicted model, not a curated record.